CUUGAUCGUGUUUUCAUCAUGUGAUUGUGUCACAGCGAUUGUGCACCAUUCUGUCGCGUGCAGAACAGCUGACUUCGCUUGUGACUUUGCUUCAUUUUCUGUCGUGUGCCCUGAAUCGCCCUUCACAAUGACACCGAAGCCAGGCGGCCAGCUCGGUCUAGGCAGCUCUGUCUGGCUGGCCUUUGCAACGUUCAGCGCACUGGCCGUGGCUUUGCUGCCACAUGCCCACAAGGCAUUUCUCAGUGGGCCAUUGAAGCCAGUCUCUAGACCAUCCACGAUAGCUCGCGGAGCAGAGGCAGCGGAUGGCCCAGUAGGUGAUUGGGUCGAAUGCGAAAUUUCGUACACGCCCAGGAUUUCCGUCCAUCACACUGUGGUGGAGCCCCGGCGAAGUGAUAUUUACAUCUUCCACAAGCGUCAGCUGAAGGAGGACUUUGGGCAUUUGUAUGCCAAGCUGGGCUUCACCAUUCAGGGCCUCAUGUACGAGGACGUCAAGACGGUCUGUCGCGAGCCAGAGAACCUCAGCGGUACUUGCAGUGAUUGCUUCAAGUUCUUCUUUGGAGGAGCCAUUGGAUUUGUUGGCACCACCAGCCCCAAGUACUAUAAUCGUCAGGAGGUCACCGUGGAGGAGUGCGUGAGUGACACCAUGAAGUUACAUCAAGAGGCAAUGGCUGUCGAAGACAAGAGCCUGCCGGACUUAUCGAUUUGGUGUAUGAAGGAAGGUUUAUAUCAAGGAAGAUAAA
This is a messenger RNA of Durusdinium trenchii, 740 nucleotides long. The record is from the annotation of a GenBank genome assembly. NCBI's taxonomy places the organism in Eukaryota, Dinophyceae, Suessiales, Symbiodiniaceae.